AUGACAACAGCAUCGCCGUGCUUCCGUCGGUGUCCAGAUGUCACGACUAACGUCAGACCUGGUCCGCGGGAGAACCAAACAAAGCUUACUCAAAAUACUUCAUCUUCCCAGGUUUUUCAGUUCUUGAAUGCAAAAUGUGAGUCUGCAUUCCUUUCCAAGAGAAACCCCCGUCAAAUCAACUGGACUGUUCUGUAUAGGCGUAAACACAAGAAAGGACAGUCAGAAGAGAUACAGAAGAAGCGCACGCGUCGUGCUGUUAAGUUUCAGAGGGCUAUCACUGGUGCAUCGUUAGCUGAGAUUAUGGCUAAACGAAAUCAGAAGCCCGAAGUACGAAAGGCACAGAGGGAACAAGCUAUUAGGGCUGCAAAAGAAGCCAAGAAGGCUAAGCAGGCAACCAAGAAAACGGCUGUUUCUGCUGCAAAGGCUCCUACAAAGGCAGCACCUAAGCAGAAGAUUGUGAAACCAGUCAAGGUUUCUGCUCCCCGUGUUGGUGGAAAGCGCUAACUUGCCGAACUGUUAGUCAUGCUGAAUAAAUAUCUCACUAACUUUCA
This is a messenger RNA of Pygoscelis adeliae (Adelie penguin), 551 nucleotides long. RefSeq names its product ribosomal protein L24 (gene RPL24). Bases 1 to 504 code for a protein of 167 amino acids. Gene Ontology annotation, cellular component: cytosolic large ribosomal subunit. Gene Ontology annotation, biological process: cytoplasmic translation. The record is from RefSeq and is a predicted model, not a curated record. Gene Ontology annotation, molecular function: mRNA binding; structural constituent of ribosome. The transcript has 5 exons. NCBI's taxonomy places the organism in Eukaryota, Metazoa, Chordata, Aves, Sphenisciformes, Spheniscidae.